Messenger RNA from Aethalodelphis obliquidens (Pacific white-sided dolphin), 3724 nucleotides. RefSeq names its product HECT domain and ankyrin repeat containing E3 ubiquitin protein ligase 1 (gene HACE1). The record is from RefSeq and is a predicted model, not a curated record. Gene Ontology annotation, molecular function: ubiquitin protein ligase activity; protein binding. The transcript has 24 exons. Lineage: Eukaryota; Metazoa; Chordata; Mammalia; Artiodactyla; Delphinidae. The coding region runs from base 240 to 2969 and encodes 909 amino acids. Gene Ontology annotation, cellular component: nucleus; Golgi membrane; cytoplasm. Gene Ontology annotation, biological process: membrane fusion; ubiquitin-dependent protein catabolic process; Golgi organization.
GGUGGCGGCGGCAGGAAGGGCCAGAGCGGCGUCUCCGGCCGCGGGUGUCCACUCGGUGGUCUGUCCGACAGCUCCCGGCCCCCGGACGGAGGACGCAGUCCUUAACGGCCCCCGUAGUCCCGGGCGCUGGCCCGGGCGAACCGCCGCCUCCGCCCGCGGGACGGGCGCGGGGCGGGAUGUAGGGCGCUGGGCGCGGAGGCCGCGGGCGCGGCAGGGGUAGCGCCUAGGGCGCGCCGAGGAUGGAGAGAGCGAUGGAGCAGCUCAAUCGCCUGACACGCUCGCUGCGCCGCGCGCGCACCGUAGAGCUGCCGGACGAUAAUGAAACUGCUGUUUAUACAUUAAUGCCAAUGGUUAUGGCUGAUCAACACAGGUCUGUUUCUGAACUACUAUCAAAUUCAAAGUUUGAUGUCAAUUAUGCAUUUGGACGUGUGAAAAGAAGCUUGCUUCACAUUGCAGCAAAUUGUGGAUCGGUGGAAUGCUUGGUUCUGCUUUUAAAGAAAGGAGCAAAUCCUAACUAUCAAGAUAUUUCAGGCUGUACACCCCUUCAUUUGGCAGCUAGAAAUGGGCAGAAGAAAUGCAUGAGUAAAUUAUUAGAAUACAGUGCUGAUGUCAACAUUUGUAAUAAUGAAGGCCUUACAGCAAUACACUGGCUGGCUGUGAAUGGGCGGACAGAACUACUCCAUGACCUUGUACAGCACGUCAGUGAUGUCGAUGUUGAGGAUGCGAUGGGGCAGACAGCGCUGCAUGUGGCCUGCCAGAACGGUCACAAGACGACAGUGCAAUGCUUGCUAGACAGUGGUGCUGAUAUUAACAGGCCGAAUGUAUCAGGAGCCACUCCAUUGUACUUUGCUUGCAGUCAUGGUCAGAGAGACACAGCACAGAUUCUUCUGUUGCGAGGAGCCAAAUAUCUGCCAGAUAAAAAUGGAGUAAGCCCUUUGGAUUUAUGUGUGCAGGGUGGAUAUGGAGAGACUUGUGAAGUAUUAAUUCAGUAUCACCCUAGGCUUUUCCAGACAAUUAUUCAAAUGACACAGAAUGAAGAUCUCCGAGAAAACAUGUUACGGCAAGUUCUGGAGCAUUUAUCUCAGCAAAGUGAGAACCAGUAUUUAAAGAUUCUAACAAGCCUUGCUGAAGUUGCCACAACAAAUGGUCAUAAGUUGCUGAGCAUAUCUAGUAAUUAUGAUGCUCAAAUGAAGAGCCUUUUAAGGAUUGUGAGGAUAUUUUGUCAUGUCUUUCGAAUUGGUCCAUCCUCUCCCAGUAAUGGAAUCGAUAUGGGCUACAAUGGGAAUAAAACUCCAAGAAGCCAGGUGUUCAAGCCUCUUGAAUUGCUUUGGCACUCAUUAGAUGAAUGGCUAGUUUUAAUAGCUACAGAAUUAAUGAAAAACAAAAAGGACUCAACGGAUAUCACUUCUAUUUUACUGAAACAAAAAGGCCAAGAUCAAGAUGGUACUUCCAUUCCUGCAUUUGAACCUCCAGGACCUGGGAGCUAUGAAAAUCUAUCCACUGGCACAGGGGAAUCUAAACCAGAUGCUCUUGGAGGGAAACAGGAAGCCAGUGCAGACUGCCAGGAUGUUAUUUCUAUGACAGCUAACCGGCUAAGUGCUGUCAUUCAAGCUUUUUACAUGUGCUGUUCUUGUCAGAUGCCUCCAGGAAUGACUUCACCCCGUUUCAUUGAAUUUGUCUGCAAACAUGAUGAAGUUUUAAAAUGCUUUGUUAACAGGAAUCCCAAGAUUAUAUUUGACCACUUUCACUUCCUCCUUGAAUGUCCUGAACUGAUGUCAAGAUUCAUGCAUAUCAUAAAAGCACAGCCAUUUAAAGAUCGCUGUGAAUGGUUCUAUGAACAUUUGCAUUCAGGACAGCCAGAUUCAGACAUGGUGCACAGGCCAGUGAAUGAAAAUGAUAUCCUGCUAGUUCACAGAGAUUCUAUUUUUAGGAGUAGCUGUGAAGUUGUGUCAAAAGCAAAUUGUGCAAAGCUAAAGCAAGGAAUUGCUGUACGGUUCCAUGGGGAAGAAGGCAUGGGUCAAGGUGUUGUGCGUGAGUGGUUUGAUAUUCUGUCUAAUGAGAUAGUCAAUCCUGAUUAUGCAUUGUUUACCCAGUCAGCUGAUGGAACAACUUUUCAACCUAAUAGCAACUCCUAUGUAAAUCCCGAUCACUUGAACUAUUUCCGGUUUGCUGGACAGAUCUUGGGAUUAGCUCUGAACCAUAGGCAGCUGGUGAACAUUUACUUCACGAGAUCAUUCUACAAGCACAUUCUUGGUAUUCCUGUGAAUUACCAAGAUGUGGCAUCCAUUGAUCCAGAAUAUGCCAAAAAUUUGCAGUGGAUUUUAGAUAAUGAUAUUAGUGAUUUGGGUCUAGAACUAACUUUUUCUGUUGAGACUGAUGUGUUUGGAGCAAUGGAAGAGGUGCCUUUGAAACCUGGGGGUGGAAGUAUUCUUGUAACACAAAAUAACAAAGCGGAGUAUGUCCAGCUUGUCACUGAACUUCGAAUGACAAGAGCCAUUCAGCCUCAGAUUAAUGCUUUUUUACAGGGCUUUCAUAUGUUCAUUCCACCUUCCCUCAUACAACUUUUUGAUGAAUAUGAAUUGGAGCUACUGCUUUCUGGCAUGCCAGAAAUUGAUGUGAGUGAUUGGAUAAAAAAUACUGAAUACACAAGUGGCUAUGAAAGAGAAGAUCCAGUUAUUCAGUGGUUCUGGGAAGUUGUGGAAGAUAUUACUCCAGAGGAGAGAGUUCUUCUGUUGCAGUUUGUUACUGGCAGUUCCAGGGUCCCACAUGGUGGAUUUGCUAAUAUCAUGGGUGGAAGUGGAUUGCAGAACUUUACAAUUGCUGCUGUGCCAUAUACUCCAAAUCUUCUACCGACUUCAAGCACAUGCAUCAACAUGCUCAAGUUACCUGAAUACCCAAGUAAAGAAAUACUCAAGGACAGGCUUCUUGUGGCACUACAUUGUGGCAGCUAUGGUUACACAAUGGCAUAAUGAAGUCUGGAAAAUUCAUCUGACUGCUGAUGUGCAGUGCAGAGUCGCAGAAGUAAUUUAGGAAACCGUCAACAGAAAAGCAGCCUAAAUGCAGCCCACAGGCAGGGCUGAUAUUUAAAAUUCAUAAAGGAUCAGGUUUUCUUUCUUCCCCGUCUCUUUUCCCUUUUAUGUUUUCUCAGUUUGUGAUACAAUUAGAACAUAUAAAUCACAGUAGUCUUCAUUUAAAAAAUGCUAAUUGAAAAUAGUAGAAACUCCUUUUUCAUAUUUCUUUAAUAUUAUCCAAGAGUGUGUUAGGGCAGAAUCUUAUUCUACAUUCCAUGUCUGCUAUGUAACUGUUCUGUUAAAAAGGUGUUGUCUCCUUUAUUUUUCUAUAUAGUAAAUUAAUUAGGACAUCCAGCUUGGUAUGUCCUAUUGCAUGUAAAGUGCCGUUUAUAUUUUGGAAAACUGUUGUAUAGAAUGGAUUAAUUUACAUUGUGUAUAAAGCCACAAAUAUGUAUUUUCCCAUAUUGAAUCUAUAUUGCAGUGAUGUUUUCUAGCCUUUCAGUAUUUUAAUAUGUAAAGUUUAGACUGAUGUGACUAAUAAACAGCUGAUGUAGUGACAUCUAAUUUAUAUAUUAAAGCUUAUGCUAUAUUGUAUGAAUUAUUUGCAUCUUUCAGUGGUCAGUUUUUCACAUACAUAUAUUGUCUCAAAGUUUUUCUUAUGCCUUAUUUUAAUUUAUAUUUUAGAUAAAAUUAAAAUACGAUAUUUUACUGGG